Messenger RNA from Closterium sp. Yama58-4, 1158 nucleotides. The record is from the annotation of a GenBank genome assembly. Lineage: Eukaryota; Viridiplantae; Streptophyta; Zygnematophyceae; Desmidiales; Closteriaceae.
AUGACACCAGCUCUGUUGCCACGUCCCCUCGCUACCAUCACCGCUCUGCCCGACCAACCAGCAGCCGCCACGUGGCGGGGGUGGGUGAGGAGGAGGCAGCUAGAAGAGCUGGGAUUGGACGACAGAGACGAGAAUUUGGCAGCGUUGGUAGUGGGAGGAUUGGGGACGGAGGUGGUGAGGGGCGUAGAGUGGAGCCUUGGCGGGCUGGAGUAUGCCCUGCAGCGGGCGCAGGAGGGCGGUGCGCAGGGAGCCGGGGGUGGAGAGGACGAGGGAGGAAGGGUGAAUAGGCAAAAGCUAACUGCACAAGACGGAUCAGGUUAUGUUGGGAGAGGAGAAGCUCCGGCAGGGCUGUUUGAGGCAGAUGGUGAUGGUGAUGGAGAAGAUGAGGAGGAGGGUGAGGAUGGGGUGAUGGCGGGAACAGUUCAUCCACGUGGCUUGCAUGUGUCAGCACAGCAAGGAGGAGCCGUGGAUCGAGGAGCCGAGGAAAGGGAUGGGUCUGGCAGAAGGCACGAUGGCGAGAGUGCAUUGGACGCGACUGUUCCUGCUGAUUGGACUGCUGCGAAGCUGAGCGCGCCUCUCCUGCGGCUGGUGGAAGUGCUACUGCACCUCGACGGCCACGGCUGGAUCAGGCGGCAGGUGGUGUGGGUGGCGAGGCAGGUGUUGGAGCUGAGCAUGGGGGAUGCCAUUGAUGACUUCCUGCUCUCACAGAUCCAAAAGCUCCGCACUGAAGCCACCGUCGCCACCAUCAUUCGCUCCCUGCACCAGAGGUUGUGGCCGGAUGGCAUAUUCUACUCGCGCCACCCAAAUUACCGGGCCACAGUGGCAGCUUCGAGCUCCCGCACAGGCUCCUCUGCGCCUGCUGUCACUCGUCCCGACCCCCUUGGGCUCAACGUACCUCCAGAGUCCUUCCAGCAGCGACUGGAGGCUGCUGACAAGGCUGCUCGAGUUCAUCAGCUUCUGCUUGAAAUGGCGCCUGCUUCAAUUGUUCCACUGAUUGGUUUGCGGCACUAUCAGCGAUCAGUUUCAGACCUGUUCAGCUUUGUGCAGUCGCAGGUGUGCGUAAAGCAGCUGGCACAUGCACUACUGGAAGUGGUCAUACUAGCGUUGUUUCCAGAGCUGCACGUUGUGGUUGCCGAGAUUCGCCAUGGCCUUAUUUAA